GCUCUGACGAUUUUUUCCCCCAGUCCGACAGACACACGGGGUCCUUCAGCUGCCACCCUGCAGGAUCGGGGCACCUAAUGCCUGACGGAAAAUCUCACAAGACAAAACCGCUUUGAAUGUGAGUCUAUUGUUUGCUCCACACUCCGGAGCAGAAGGGGGCGAUGAUGAACAACAUUCCGCACAUUAACCGCCGUAAACACGAAGAAAAAGAAGCAUGCGGAACUAACGGAGUCCACAACAACGGUAAACACACACAAACACUAAACGUUUAUCUUCGCGAAAGUGUGUUUGAGGCCCGAGACCGUGCUGUGUUUGUCUCAUGUCAUCGGAGGCGCGUGCGUGUGAUCUGUGACUGGAGGAUAUGAGCAGGUGUAAUGGAAGCAAACGAGUGUGUGGACGGCAGCUCUAUGAUUCCAGAUGAGGACUCUCUGAUUGAAGGAGUGAGCGAUCCCGUCCUGCUCGUGCUGGUGCUCAGCGUCACCUUUCUGGUGGGUCUGGCGACGCUGCUCUGCAGGAAUGAGCAGCAGAGGAUUCACCCGGAGAAUCAGGAGCAUGUGCGUGUGGUCAGAGAGCAGCUUCAGUCAGAACAGGUGUCGUCGUCAGAGCCGAGGCAUCAGUAUUACUCAGACAUGUCGUGUCCCGUGUGUCUGCAGCAGGCCGUUCUGCCCGUAGAGACCAACUGCGGUCAUCUCUUCUGCGGGCCGUGCAUCAUCGCGUACUGGCGUUACGGGACGUGGCUCGGCGCCAUCAACUGCCCCAUCUGUAGACAAAUGGUGACCCUGCUUUUUCCGCUUUUCCAAGACACUGGGCACAGCGCUGAGACACAAGACGGACAGGUCGAACCCGCGCUGAUCCUCAACGACAUCAACGACUACAACCGUCGCUUCUCUGGACAGCCGCGCUCUCUGCUGGACCGUCUGCGGGACGUCCCGACGCUGCUGCGGCACGCGUUCAGAGAGAUGUUCUCCGUCGGCGGCCUCUUCUGGAUGUUCCGCAUCCGGAUCCUGCUGUGUCUGGUGGGCGCGCUGACGUACCUGGCCUCGCCGCUGGACUUCAUCCCCGAGGGCGUGGUGGGGCUGCUGGGCUUCAUGGACGACUUCUUCGUCAUCCUGCUCCUCUUCAUCUACAUCUCCAUCAUGUACCGUGAGGUGGUGACGCAGCGGCUGGCCGGAUGAGGUGUCGCGCUCACGCGCCGCUCCUGUCGCGGGUUUCUGGGUAAAGCCCGCCGCUGGUUCCGUUUUUGCUUCUGUGCGGUAGAUUUCUGGUUUGUGCUGCUUCGCUAUGGACCGAAGAUUCAACGCUUUUAUUUUGUAAGACGACGUCCGAUUAAACCUCAUCAAGCGCUGGUGUUCUGAGUUCAGCGCAGCGUGAAGAGGAAUCCAAAGUUUGAGCAGACGAUCCUCAAACGAACACACGGAACACGCUGUUUUCUGCAAUAUUACAGAUGUGUUUAGUACAGCGGUGCCCAAACUCGGUCCCGGAGGGUCUGUGUCCUGCGGAGUUUUGCUCCAAUUUGCCUCAGCACACCUGCUGGGAACUUUUUAAGUAUGCAUAGUAAGAGCUUGAUUAGCUUGUUCAGGUGUGUUUGACUGGGUUCGGAGCUCAACUCUGCAGGACACCGGCCCUCCAGGGCCGAGUUUGGUCACCCCUGGUUUAGUAUGACAGAGCUGAAAUAUGACGCAUGGACUCGUGCUGCAGUUGAACAUUUGUACAUCUCUCACACACACACACAGUCAUUUUCUCUUGGUGAAGCCCAGAUGGUGUCUUUCGAACGGGCUGAUAUCUGCAUUAAAGAAAAAGUUUAUUUGUGUUGGUGA
This is a messenger RNA of Labeo rohita (rohu), 1817 nucleotides long. It is a transcript of the gene rnf170, whose product is annotated as ring finger protein 170. Lineage: Eukaryota; Metazoa; Chordata; Actinopteri; Cypriniformes; Cyprinidae. The record is from RefSeq and is a predicted model, not a curated record. Gene Ontology annotation, molecular function: ubiquitin protein ligase activity; metal ion binding. The transcript is spliced from 8 exons. The coding region runs from base 375 to 1175 and encodes 266 amino acids.